GCUCCAUUGCUUUGCUGACUUAGACCCACAAAGAAAUCGCAAAUGUCAAGAAUGUGUCAUCACUGUGUAUGUCGUUCUUGCUCUUCCUCGUCGCUCGACGCCAGCAAGAGCAAACAACAAGACAUCUCCAGCGCUCUGGCCGACACACGUAAUAAGCGUGUUGCCGUGCUGGUGAAGGUGAACUUGAACAUUGAAUUGCUGUACUGCUCAUCGAGCUUAACACCACAUGCCCGAGUUGUUUCACACCGCCUCCGCUGCGGGGUUGCCUCUGUUGGAUCGUCGAAACAAGGAAAUCUACCUCCAACACAACGGCAUGAAUCUAACUUUGUACUUUCUUUUCGCCCAAGACCUUGCCGCAGACCACAAUGUGCGUCGUGACAGAAGCAACCCUUCCCAUUACUCAACCGUGCCCUCCCAGACAGCCCGCCGGCCCCAGACCCAUGCCCUCCCGAACUCAGCUUGCGAACAGCCGGCCUGCGCGUCUGUCAAACCUGCCAAACUCAAACCUGUCGCUCCCCCACGCGCAUGGUGCGACAAAAAACUCCACUUCGCUGGGCCGUCGCUGGGGCUCCGCCCACGCUCACAGGCUCCCGCGACUGGUCGCUUUUAAUAAAAGGUGCACCACUCGCAGCACAUCUUGCAGCCCAUCGCCGUCACAUCGCAGCUGCAGUGAACCCUGCUCCGUCACAGUGCCUGAUUGUCACAAGGCGUGCCGCACCGCGGGAGCCGGUCCCGGCGGCGAGCAUCGGCAGGACGGAGGAUUUCACGCGCGACGCACGCAGGAGGGAGACGGGAGGGGAGGACGGGAGGGGAGGACGGACGCGAACGCGAGAGAUCGUCACGUUGGAAGUCGGUUUGCGAGAGGCUGGACAUCACGGGCGGCGGGAGGAAAGAAGCGGGCCGAGUUGCGCCCGAUCGCAUCGCGGCCUGGCAAAACAUGUUAUACGCAUGGGGGGAUUAUUGCAGAAGUACGAUGCACUUGUCAGUUGAACGCGAACCGCGCGCGGUCGCGUUAGAACGCCGCUACAGUGGGGCGUAUGGGCAUUGCAUCGUACCACGACUGGGUCGCGGCGGCGCGGCACCUACACACGGGACAUGGCAGCACAACUGCCUGCAACGGGCGAGGUGCAGCGUUUGUCGACACGAAGAGGAUCUCCGCCUUGAGGAUCUUCGAUAGUCUGGGUGGAGGGAUGGCGCCGAGGCGGUGGGUUGGAGGCUGGGAAGGGGGGAUGCCCUUGGGAAGCAUCAAUACGACGUGCAUGUAGACACGAGCUGCGACAGACGG
Molecule: messenger RNA, 1285 nt
Organism: Paraphaeosphaeria sporulosa
Lineage: Eukaryota; Fungi; Ascomycota; Dothideomycetes; Pleosporales; Didymosphaeriaceae
Exons: 1
Coding region: 366-1016 (216 amino acids)
Source: RefSeq, a predicted model, not a curated record